Messenger RNA from Rhagoletis pomonella (apple maggot), 3512 nucleotides. RefSeq lists its product as uncharacterized. Gene Ontology annotation, cellular component: membrane. NCBI's taxonomy places the organism in Eukaryota, Metazoa, Arthropoda, Insecta, Diptera, Tephritidae. Gene Ontology annotation, biological process: calcium ion transmembrane transport; intracellular calcium ion homeostasis. The record is from RefSeq and is a predicted model, not a curated record. Gene Ontology annotation, molecular function: calcium, potassium:sodium antiporter activity; calcium channel activity.
UAAAACUAAAAAUUCCUCAAAGGCAUAGCAAUUCAAAAACCAAUAGAAAAAAUAUUUCUUUAAAAUAGGAAAAUCUAUAAAUGCAUGGUAAUUAAAAAAUAGCUCUUUAAGGCACACAAUUCAAUAAACAACGAUUACAACGGUUUAUCAGCAACAUAGUAUACAAAAUUGGAUAUAUAAAGUAUUUAUAAAAAUACUGGAAAAUAUUUAAAAAUUUACAUAUUAAGAAAUAUUGUAAGAACUUCUCAUCGGUGAAAUUUCGCUACCAAAAUCUGGUACAUAGAACUUAACUCUUCAUGCCACUCGCAACUGAAUCAAUGUUGCAGCAACCACAAUGUUGGGAAAUAUUGGACGAGCAAAACCGAACACAGAGCACAAAGCUGCACUGCGAUGAUACAGCACAACAAGCAUCAGCAGUAGCAGCAGCUGACAGAGUAGGCGAUGAGCAACAACUUCACACAGUUAACUGGCUUAAUAAAGCUUUAAACAUAACUUGGCAAGCCAUUGAACGCACAGCUGGGCAGCAUGUUGCCAAACAAGAACAGCAAAUUAACAAAACCGUACCAGAACCAAUUGCAAACUUGCCGAUCCAGCAACGAAAUGCAAACGACGCUGGGAUAACAGCUAAAUACAUGCUGAAUGCUGUAACUGACGGCACGACGCGCGACUCCAGCAGCAACAUUGCAGACGUAACACUAUUUGCUGAAAAUAAUGAUAGGACACAUGUUGCAGAAAUAAAAGACACAGAUGUUGCGCUAGGAAAUGUGUUUGAAGCUGGUGGCGCGCGAUCAGCAACGAUCACAGCUGUAAAUGUGUGCGCAAAUACUAAUGGCAAUAAACAUGUGCUUUGCAACAUGCUGCCGCAACAUGCGGCCAUGAAAGCUGAUGAAACCGAGCUGCCUACGCCACCAAGCGUUGCUGUUGCAGUAACUAGUAUUGAACGGAGUGGCUGCGUACAGCAUAACGCAGCUACAGAAACGAAAGCAACCACAACAACAACAACAACCUUUAAAACUACAACAACCACAACCGCUAAAACAAAAACCACUCAAAGCAUUAACAUUGCAGAAAUGUUUGAAGUGUCGGCGUUGGCAUCCGCAGUCCCAACGGCAAUGGUAUCGCCAUCGGCGUUGACGUCCAACGAACCGCUGCCGUCAAUCGGGUCGCAGCAACAAAAUACUAAAAAGACGAUAGAUUUCAAUAGUCGGCGGCGGCGCGGACGUCUAAGGCCACCAAGCCCUGUUGUUGUUGCAGGUGAACGCGCGCGUAGCAGCCCUGUGGCUGGCAGUGGAUUUACUGCCACCAUGUGCCGUGCGUUGCUGUGGCUAGCCGCAUACCUUGAAAGAGUGUCGCGCGAUCGCGCAACCAAACGUGAUCCAUUGCUAUACUUGUUAUCGGUGUUGUUAUCGUUAAUAGUCGGGAAUGUAAAUAGAGUUGCCAGAUUAGUGAAUGAAUUUGAUUGUGAAGUGAAUAAAAAGCCAAUAGUAAACACAACCACUACCAGCACCACCAGCACCACUUCAACAACCAAAACCACCACCACCAACAUCGCCAACAACAAUAACAAUAACCCAAACAAAUCAACUUCAAACAAUCUAAAUUUACACAUUGAAGCCUCUAAAGUGGAGCAGCAGCACGCAGUAGUGAGCGCAACUGAGAUAAGAAUUUUCGCAUCUGACUCCGAAUCUGAACUGAAAUCAGUGAAUGACUCGGCAUUAAAAUGUGCAGUAAAAGUGAACACCAAUUGCCAAUCGUUGCCACAAAAUGCUGCCCAAAUGCGCUACGCUGCUAUGGAGGAGAAGGCGGCAACCAAAGCUGUUGUCAGCCUUCUUGCCACUGCAAAUCCGCCUACAUCAAAUACUCUGCGCACUCGUGGGGGUUGUCAUCGUUCAACCGCGUCGCAGCCGCAACAGCAAACAGCUGCUACCACCACCACCACAUUCGAUCGCAAGCCAUUUUUAGCCAUCUCAUGGCGUUGUAGUCAAAUGCAGGUGCUCUUCUACUUCUACGCCUUCAUCUUAUGCACAUCCAUUUUACUUCCAUGCGGCAAUAAUUUGGUAUCCGCAGCCAAGCCGAAAUCCGCUACACAAUUGCAGCAACAGAAACAGCAACAACAAUUGCUAUUGGAACAACAACAACAGCAGCAACAACAACAACAUGAACACCAUCAACAGCAAGGCAAUCAGGCUCAUCAGCCUGCCGCUGGGCCCAAUGGUGAUGGUGGGGGUGGUGGUGUGCCAGCCUACCCGGGACUUGGUAUUCCCGUCGCUGCCGGCGGCCCGGGUGCAGAUUUGACACCUCCAACUUAUCAGAUCGUUUCAUCGCAAGCAUCGAAUGAAGAGACAGAGUUCGUAUUCCCUGCUGAGCAAUCGGACGAGCAAAUGUUCGAUCAGGAGGAGGAGAACUUGAAUAUUGUCGAAUUGGAGGAGGAGGAGGAGGAGCAGCAGCAGCAGAAUAAAGCGUACGGCGUCCAUGACAACGAAACCAACCAUGCGAAUGUGACGAAAGCGCCGCUCUUCCCAAAAGAUCUCUUCACCAGAGAGCAGCUGGAAAAUGGUGCUGUUAUAUGUCACAUAAUUGGCGUUAUUUACAUGUUCGUAGCGCUCGCCAUUGUGUGCGAUGAAUUCUUCGUGCCUUCCCUGGACGUGAUCAUCGAGAAAUUGGACAUCACGGACGAUGUAGCCGGUGCUACGUUUAUGGCGGCCGGCGGUAGUGCGCCCGAACUCUUUACCAGUGUCAUUGGCGUAUUCAUCUCGUUCGAUGAUGUUGGCAUUGGUACAAUUGUCGGCUCCGCUGUCUUCAACAUACUCUUCGUCAUCGGUAUGUGUGCGCUAUUCUCGAAAACCAUAUUGGCGCUAACAUGGUGGCCCCUGUUUCGGGAUUGCACUUUCUACAGUCUCAGUUUGAUGGUGCUCAUUUACUUUUUUCGCGAUAAUUUCAUCUAUUGGUGGGAGGCGCUCAUACUAUUUAGCAUCUAUAUAGCGUAUGUGACCUUCAUGAAGUGGAACGUCCAAGUGGAGAGAUUCGUGAAGAGGCUCGUAACGAAAAAUAAGGUGACUCGCGUCAGAAGUACAGAUCAGCUUAUGCCAGCAGGCAAUGCGGCGAAUUCAUCGGAAACAUCGAUGGCCACACAACCGGGCGGUUCGGUGACAUCGCGAGCCGCUUCGGAGACACGCUCAGGACCGCCGGGAUCGAGCAGCGGCGCUGGAGCCACAGGUAAUAGCAGUGGUGGAACUGCUGGUAGUACACACACCGGUGCAAAAUUCCGUCAUGGCCUAUUGCAGCUUAUGAUACACACAAUAGAUCCGCUACAUGAUGAUGAUGUUCCAGGCAAGGUGGACGAGAAGGCGACCCAACUGCAUGCGAUCGCCUCGCUCAAGGUACUGCUCGAUGCAACGAAACCGCAACGUGGCGGCGCCACCACAUCGGCUGCCAAUCAUGUUAAGAUCAAUUUGAAGGAGACGACAUUGGCCGAUCGACCCAAUGGCAACAUUGACACGACACUAGAUUCG